CCAGGUCAAAUUUUGUGAGGUAGCGUGACCCAUGGACUUGUGAUGAUUGGUUCUCAGUCUCUUCUCGAAUAUUUCACAACCAAGAUGUCUGCUUGUUCGCUAGUAAAAUUAUCGGCCUCUACCAUUGUGCAGGAUGGAUGUAUUGUGGAAAGAUAUGACUUGAGCACUUUGCCAAGAGCUGUUCUACAAGAGCUUCUUUUGACUUCCAUUUCUCAAUCCAGGAUUCUCUGUUUAAGAACUUUGAUCGUGAACUGGCCUUUAAGACAACUCAUAUUGCAAAAUGUUCAAGGUUUUGAUGAACCGAAAGCAGUUCUGCUGGCGUACUGUUUGCAGAAAUUUAAAUGCGAUUUACAACUUGUCGACAUUAGGGGAUGUAACAUUGGUGAGUUAUAGAUAUUCGAUAUUUGUUUCACGUCAUAAAAUUAUGCAAAUUUUCAUAGCCUUUAUACUGUUAUGCACCUAUCAAUAUUAAGCCUGAAAUGUUACCUUAAAACUGUGGGGUCCUCCCCCCUUUAAGUUUGACGGGUUCAUUACAUUUUCCCCCUUGGGAAGGAUACCCAAUGUAAAAUAACUUGGUGAGACGUGCUGCCUUACUCUUCAAAUCCUUAUUCUGAUCAGCUCUUUAUACAAACACAUUCAGAAAGUUUUAGAACUCAUAUGAGCGUCGUUGGGAAUCUCUAGCAAUGUUUGGAGGUCGUCUGAACACCUUAUUGAUGUUUGGAAAUUGUCAGUUUCUCUAAAUGGGGUAAGAUCAGUUUUCUGUAAUUGGGGUUGGAUAUCUCACAAACUGAGUAAUAUAUGUCACCCAAAGCCCAACUUUGUUGCCCCAGAGGUAUCUGGUCUCCUCUCAUCAAUACAACCCUGGCUUAAACUUCAUCUUUUUUGGAUUUUUAGGUCUUCAUGGAACCACAGCAUUUUGCAAGCUUGCAGGAGAUAUUCAAGUUUCAGACAAUGAUGUGUUGGGAAUGAAAAUUUUGGACACACGUCCAACAGCAGAAUAUAUAAAAGAAAACUUUCCAACUAAAGCUUUAUGCCAGAGAAUUCCUCCAACAGUGGUUAUGCUAGAUUGUGUUGUUGACAAAGACAACUGUGGCCUUGUAAUCCAGGCUUGCAUCAAGCACUCAGUUAUUGAUUUAAAGAUAUCACAUUUGAAAGUAGAUUCCAUUAGAGGGAAUAAGCUUCGCACCUUGUUGUCUUCUUUGGAGGUGGGAAGAAAGAUAAGUUAUUUACAUUUCAGUUAUAGUCAAUGACAGUCUAUCAAAUAUAAUCAUGAUCAGUUAUAAUUGGUGGUAGAGUUUUGCUAUGUGGUGCUCUGCUUCAUACAGGGAAAAUGUGGGAUAAAAAUGGGAAAGGACACUUUUUUUCAACCCUUUACACCCUAGCAUCAGUAUGCAUGUUCUCCAUACUGUUCUUUAUACAUUUCCUAAGCUUCUAAGAAGGAGAAUUUGUUGAACAAUCAGGAGCUUCUUUAAAUGGUGAUAAUCUCCUCCAUUCUUGUGACCUUAAUGUGUGAUUCAGAUUGUAAGGAGAAAUUACAUACCAGUCACUCUUAGGGGUCAUAGGGUCAAUCAUUGACCUGCUCUAUUUCACAUUAUAUAACAAGCUCAGUUAUGCACGCAUUCUGAUUGGUUCUCACUUAUGAUCUAUUGGAGGACAGAUGUAUAGAUGAUGUCAUCAUGAAACCACUUACCACAUUUUGACAUCAUCUGUGAUCUAUUACUGAACAGACGCAUGCCAACUUGGAAUCUAUUUGUUAAAUAUAGCACAAAGUGCAGAAAAGAAAGGAAAGCAGGAGAGAGGUCUGGAGGAUUCCUCCCCUUCUGUACCACUACCACAUGUGUGUUUUCUUACCAAGUAAGGAGGAGGCCUUUGUAAGAGAAAUAAUGUUUUUAUAAAAUACUUUCAUGUUGAUAUUCACCAUUUUCUGUUUUACUUUAGUCUUCAAUCAUCAAAGGCUUAAACCUGGAAAUGAAUGGGCUACAGGAAGACGGAAUCAAAGUUAUAUCCCCUAUUAUCUCAACCUUUACGAACUUAACAGAUCUUAAUCUUUCCUACACUGGUAUAACAAGUCAGAACACUUCUGCUAUUCAGGAAAUAGCCAAUAUUUGCCAUAGAGUAACAACGCUAAGAAAGCUUGAUCUUUCUGGUAACUAUAUCCGGUCUGGAGUAAAUACUAUUCUCAAUCAUCUACAAUCACCCUUGACUCAUCUGGAUCUUAGAGGAUGCGGGGUACGAGAAUCUGACCUCCGUGAAAUGUGCAAACUGGACACUUUAGAGCAUUUGCAGUCUUUGAAAUUAGAUGGCGGUGCAUUUGUGAACUGUAUCAAACUGUUGUGCCGUUUUGUUCUUAAGUCAGCAGCAACGUUGGAGUAUUUGUCACUUGAGGAUCACAUGUUUAAUUCAUCUUCUGUUUCUCCCCUUUGUCAGAUGAUCACAACACUGCCUUUGCUAAAGAGAUUGUCACUAAGCUACAAUCAUUUUUCACCUGAUGAUUUUAGAACAUUCAAAGAAAACUUUCCAGCUCUAGAAUUGGUUUAUAAGGAGUGGCUCUAUUAACUUCGGAAAUUUGAAUGAAGUUUUGCUGUAUGUUAGAUUCAAGGUAAGCAGACAUGCAUAGUAAAGAGUGAAAAACACGUUGCUGUCUGCCGGGACUUCGGUUAUUUGAUAAAUGCCUCUAAAACUCAGCCUCUACAUUACUGGAAACAAAAGACGGGAUGUAAAUAGGUUUUUGGAUGGUUUUUGGUGGGG
Molecule: messenger RNA, 2748 nt
Organism: Pocillopora meandrina
Lineage: Eukaryota; Metazoa; Cnidaria; Anthozoa; Scleractinia; Pocilloporidae
Source: the annotation of a GenBank genome assembly